AUGAGAGUCAACAUACUUGAUUGCUAUUGCAAAUUUUCAUCCCCUGACAAUAAUUAUAUAACUUCUUUCUCCCAACAGGAAAGCUACUGCAGCACCCCCGGGUGGGACAACUUCCGCCACAGCUACCAGGCUGUCCAUGGGUGCAUGUCCCUGGUCGUGUGCAUCUUCGGAUCUCUGGCCAACGUCAUCAACAUGAUCGUCCUCACCAGAAGGUCUAUGGUGUCUCCCACCAAUGCCAUCCUCACUGGCCUGGCCGUCACAGACCUCCUGGUCAUGGUGGAGUACAUCCCCUACACGAUGCACCAAUACGUGUGGCAGGGGAGAUCCUUGGAGUCCCAGUACUCCUGGGGCUGGGCAGCUUUCGUGCUCUUCCACGCCCACUUCGCUCAGGUCUUCCACACCAUCUCGAUCAUCUGGCUCACGGUGACCCUGGCCGUGUGGCGGUACAUCGCCAUCGCCUUCCCCCAGAACAACACGACUUGGUGCUCCAUGCAACGCACUCAGAUGGCCAUCGUUGCUGCCUUCUUUUGCUCAGUUAUCUGCAACAUUCCGAAUUAUCUCAACAUCACCAUCAGCGUCCUGAAUCACCAGGGCCACGUGCUCUACAUCAUAGGCUUCAGCGAGCUGGCGAAGGCCCACAACGGCCUUCUUAAGAGCAUCAACUUCUGGAUUUACGCGGUGCUGCUGAAGCUCCUGCCCUGCACGGCUCUGACAGGGCUGUCCAUGGCCUUGAUUCAAGAGCUGCUCAGGGCUGCGCAGAGGAGGGCUGCGCUCAUGAAGAGAACCUCCUCCGGCAGGGGCGGAGACGCGGAGAAGCAGGCGGACCGAGUGACCAAAAUGCUGCUGGCCAUAUUGUUCCUCUUUCUGGCCUCCGAGGUUCCCCAAGGGAUCCUGGGGCUGCUCACGGUCAUUCCAGACUCCGGCUUCUUCCCCUGCUACCAGAAGCUGGGGGAGAUCAUGGACAUGCUGGUGCUAUUCAACAGUGCUAUAAACUUCCUCUUGUAUUGUGCCAUGAGCCAGCAAUUCCGCGACACCUUUACGGAACUUUUCAAGCCCUGCUGCGGACCGCUGGCUUCUGCUCGUAAUCCGAGGUUCUUGCCCCGGGGUGGAAGUCUGUGCAGCUUUCAGACUCACACAGAGAGCAACAACACAUGCAUUACACAUGUGUGA
Messenger RNA from Macrobrachium nipponense, 1170 nucleotides. Its product is annotated as G-protein coupled receptor dmsr-1-like. Gene Ontology annotation, molecular function: G protein-coupled peptide receptor activity. Gene Ontology annotation, cellular component: plasma membrane. The record is from RefSeq and is a predicted model, not a curated record. Lineage: Eukaryota; Metazoa; Arthropoda; Malacostraca; Decapoda; Palaemonidae. Gene Ontology annotation, biological process: G protein-coupled receptor signaling pathway.